Molecule: messenger RNA, 6311 nt
Organism: Anolis sagrei ordinatus
Lineage: Eukaryota; Metazoa; Chordata; Lepidosauria; Squamata; Anolidae
Gene: SLC35F5
Product: solute carrier family 35 member F5
Cellular component (GO): membrane
Source: RefSeq, a predicted model, not a curated record
GGGAGUGGAGGGGCGGGCCGCGACCAUUUUUAAUGUAUUUUAUUAAAGGCAGGAAGGCAGGCAGGCAGGCAGGAAGAAGGGGAUCGCGACCACGCGUGGGAGGACGGGGCCGCUCUCGUGGCCAGGUUUAUUACAAAAUUCUGAAGAGGCAGUUUCCUAGAAGCUAAAAUUGAGAGGCUUCUCUACAAGGCACCACAGUCAAGAUUCCCAGUCAGGAAAAAAGACAGACAAAUAGAACUGUGCUACUAAUUUGAAGGUUUCUACUGAACUAUUACUCCAGUAACAACUACAUCAGUGCCAUUGUGAAAAUAUAUCCAGAUAAUGUCCAAACAUGUAGAUAAAGCAUGUGGUCAAUGCAAAAUGGCUGUUUGACACCAGUAGAAAUCCAAAAGGAGGUGGUCUUCAUCUUAAUAUGAUGCCAUGAAGCUUUUUAGAGCCCAGACAUUUUAACUGUAAAAGGUUACUGAGCAGAUCACAAAUGGUGUGGAUUUUUAUCAUGAACCGGAUGAAUCCGCAAGGCAGUUCUCCCAGUCAGCGUAGACGAAUGGCCCUUGGAAUUGUCAUUCUUCUCCUGGUUGACAUUAUAUGGGUUGCUUCUUCUGAACUCACUUCAUAUGUUUUCUCUACGUAUAACAAGCCAUUCUUCAGCACAUUUGCGAAAACAUCCAUGUUUGUUCUUUACCUCCUGGGAUUUAUUGUUUGGAAACCAUGGAGGCAACAGUGUACACGUGGGCUUCGUGGCAGGCAUGCAGCUUUUUUUGCAGAUGCCGAAGGUUAUUUUGCUGCUUGUACAACUGAUAACUCUGUAAACAGUUCUUUGAGUGAACCUUUAUAUGUUCCUGUAAAGUUUAAUGACUUGCCAACUGAAAAAAAUAGCAACACUAAUAGUGAUAAUGAAAAAACUCCCAAAAAGCCUCGGGUACGAUUCAGUAAUAUUAUGGAGAUUCGACAACUCCCAUCAAAUCAUGCAUUGGAAGCAAAGCUGUCUCGUAUGUCUUAUCCAACAGUAAAGGAACAGGAUUCAAUAUUGAAAGCUGUAGGGAAGCUUACUGCAUCACAAGUUGCCAAAAUCAGCUUUUUCUUCUGUUUUGUGUGGUUCUUGGCAAACUUCUCUUAUCAAGAAGCGCUUUCAGACACCCAAGUGGCCAUAGUUAAUAUUCUCUCUUCAACCUCUGGAUUAUUUACCUUAAUCCUAGCUGCAGUGUUUCCAAGUAACAGUGGAGACAGAUUUACGCUUUCAAAAUUGUUAGCUGUUGUUUUAAGCAUUGGAGGAGUUGUCCUUGUAAAUCUAUCUGGCUCUGAAAAGUCUGCUGGAAGAGAUACAAUAGGGUCCUUGUGGUCUCUUGUGGGAGCUAUGCUGUAUGCAAUCUACAUUGUUAUGAUAAAAAGAAAAGUAGACAGAGAAGACAAGCUUGAUAUUCCAAUGUUUUUUGGUUUUGUAGGUUUGUUUAAUUUGCUGCUGCUGUGGCCAGGUUUCUUCCUACUACACUAUACUGGAUUUGAGGCCUUUGAAUUUCCCAGUAAAUUAGUCCUUAUGUGCAUUGUCAUCAAUGGCCUUGUUGGGACCGUUCUGUCCGAAUUCCUCUGGUUGUGGGGCUGCUUCCUUACCUCAUCACUGAUAGGCACACUUGCCCUGAGCCUUACAAUACCUCUGUCCAUAAUAGCUGACAUGUGUAUGCAAAAGGUCCAGUUUUCUUGGUUAUUUUUUGCUGGAGCAAUUCCUGUGUUUUUUUCAUUUUUCAUUGCAACGCUGUUAUGCCACUACAACAACUGGGAUCCAGUAAUGGUGGGAAUUAGAAGAGUUUUUGUAUUCAUUUGCCGAAAACAUCGCAUUCAGAGAUCAUCUGAAGAAAAUGAGCAAUGUGAAAGUCUUAUUGCAAUGCACAAUGUUUCUCAAGAAGAUGGAGAAAGUGGUUGUCCUUAGGCAACAGCGCAUAAGAUGGAUUGAUAACUCAGCGAAGAGACAAUCUCCUGGAGAGUCCUUAUGGAAUCAUGUUUCAGUGCCUCUUCUGAAUCUUUAAAUGUUUCAGUUCUUUUGAAACUUAAAAUAUACUCUCAUUCUCUCUAUUCCCAAUCUCCAAUCGGUUUUAUUAAAGAGCUUCAUUACUGCAGGAAAUUCCAGUCUCUUUACAAAGCCAGCCUGCCUUACAGAACUCAGCUGGUGAAAUUACUUGAUGCAAUCAAGAAAGUGAAUGCUGUUCUAGUGACAUUUUAAAGCUUUCCUAUUUUUGUUAAGUGCUGGAUAUUUUUACAAAUACUUUUCAAAAUCUGUAAAAAAAAGUGUGAAUCAUAAUUUUGUACAAACUUUAAAAUGAAAAUCUAAAAUGUACUAGAAACUUGUAAAAAUCACCAUUGUAUGCUGUAUAGUCUAUUUGAAAAAUAACAAAAGGAAAGAAAAUUAUUUUAAUUUAUUGAAUAACUUCACUAUUGUUGAAGUUAUUAUGGGUCCCCAAUAUUACACAUUUUGUCUAAUCUAUAUGAGAGACCUGUUAUUCUGUGGGUUGUCUGCUGCUUUAAAUAUCCAUCAUGUUCUGAUAAAUUCAAGACUUUUAAGAAGUAGCAAUGUAACAGAUAAAUAACAUCAUCUAAGUAUAUUAGAAUCCAGUAACAGUUGAUGCAGAACCAAAUUAUUUCAUGUUGGAAUUGAAAACAAAAUAAUGCUCUGGGUUUAAAUACUGAAGACAGGAGGAAAAAAUUCUAAACUUGGAUCAAUAGAACGUGGGCUGAAUUAUAUGACGAGGAAGUUCUCGAAUUUAUUUUCCUCCCGAAUUUUUUUUUAAAAAAAAACAAAAACCAACCACAAUAGAUUGAAUUGGGAAUGAGUGUCUGGAGUUGCAUCGUCUCCCUUUCCUUGUUUAUCUGCUCAGCACUGUCACCUUCCUACAAACUGUUUGUCCUUCUGAAGUGGAAAGUAUACAGGAUCACACUUGUAGGUCAGCUCUGGGACCAAAGAGUUUAUCAUAUGCUGGGAUCUUUUGAGGCAAAGUUUUGCCUCUCAACCAAAGCACCAUGUCUGCAUGACAGCUGAGUUUUAUACUUGCAAGAUUUUUAAUGUAGACUAUAGUAGGAUGGUUAGUUUUCAAAUGGUGAGGGCAGAAAUCCUGGUACUCCUAAAUGAAUAUUUGCUCACAUCUAAAGAAAAAAUAAUUAAGGUGGCAGUUUGGAAAUAGAAAAAAACAUUAUACACAGGGAAUACAUUCUGGGAUAGAAAAGAAUUUCCAAUCUCUAUAGAUAUAAAAUGCUGCUGAAGUAUACCUUUAUAAUGUUUUUCCAAGUUCUGGUUGACUUGAUGGUGCCACAUAUUUAAAAAAAAACCAGUCCAGAAAGGCAAAAUAAUUUUGGUGUCACAACCACUGAUUUUCCAGCCAAGGAAAAAAAUCUGUCGUGGUAGCUUUCUGCAUAGAGAGAGAGAGAAAAAAAUGGCUACUAGUCAUAAGGGUUUAAUACUAUAGUCAGUGUGCUGACUUUUGCAGAUUUUAUUAGUCACAGAUUUGAUUAAACUUUCUCUUUGGGUAUCCAUGUCCUCCAGUUUAUGGAUAACUGUUAAAGAAGAAUCUAGAUCACACCUGCACAAGCUGUGGCCCUCCAGGUGUUUUGAACUUCAGCUCCCAGAAUUCAUGACUAUUGGACAAGCUGACUAAGGCUUCUGGAGUUAGAGUCCCAAACACCUGGAGGGCCACAGGAUGUGCAUGCCUGAUCCAGAGAUUCCUAGAGAGAACAUCUCUUUAGGAAUCAAGGUCCUCCAAUGUGAUUCUAUGGUAGGCUUCCACAGAAUCACAUUGGAAGACCUAGGAAUUACUACAGAGGUGUCCUCCCAGAAAAAAAAGGAAAACUUUGUGUGUGUGGUUUUUGUUUUGUUUUGUUUUUGUUUGUUUUUUUGUUUGUUUUUUUUUUUCUUUCACAGAGGUCCUGUGCUAACCCUAGCAAAUAUUAAGGGCUGACCAUACUUCCAGGAUCAGAGACAGCAAAGUUCAGAAUACCAUUUGCAAGAAAAUAAUAGUACUAGAGUGCCAUUUCCUUUUUUGUCCUACCUGUGGACUUCUCAAAAGUAUUUGGCUAGUCACGUUGGGAUGCUGAACUUGAUAGCACUUUGGUUUGGUGAUUCCUGUGCAAUAAAUCCAAAUGCAGACGAGGCCUUCCAAAUUGUAGAGGUCACUAUUGAAUCUAGUCCUUACGCUGUGCUCUUAUGCAGGCAUAUUUGGAAGUCAGCUCUGUUAAGGAAAAUGUAAAUUUCUGAAUAAACAUGCUCAAGAUGCAGUGCAUGUUUAAAAUGUUGACACUAAAGCAGUGCUGUACAAUUCACAAAAGCCUUUUAGAAUUGUUUCAUAUACAGAUAGACUUCAUGAGUUUAUUGUGCUGGCCUAACGCCACGACAAACAGAAUGGUUAAAUACAAUAAUUUUCUUUAUUAAUUUAACACCACUGGUUAAAAUUCAUUAGGAAUACAAAAGUAAUAUGUCUUGGAAAUUUAGAAACUACGAAAUGAAUAUAUGACUUGGCAUUAAUUAUAUUUUAAAGGGAAGGAACCCUAUUCUAUUGUGGGUUUCUACUAGUGAAAGAGGAAGAGCUGCUUUAAUGACUGCCACCAGGCUAUUUCUUUUGCUGGUCCAAAGAAUCGAUAACCUUCACAAAGUUGGGAGGGAAAAUGUUAAAAUGGCCCUUCCCCCAUCUACUCCCAUUGGAUAGACUUCCUCACAAAGGAACGUCAAGUAGAGCCCUUUUUUGCAAGAGCUAGGAUGGUCAAAGUGCAACUCUACAAGUCCCCCUUUGAACUGUAACUCCCAGGAUUCCUCAUUACUGUCUCUGCUAUCUGGUGCUGUUGGGAAAUGCAGUUGAACAAAUUCUGGAGUGCUAUAUAGUUAAUCGCUCUGUAAUAAGAGCAACUGCUUUCCUUUAUGGUGAAAAUGCCCAAACAGUGGAUUGUCUGAGUGCAAUAAGAUAAAACAAGAACAAAAGGCAACAGUCAUGUUAGUUCAGGAAUGGCCGACUUUGGAUUGGCUUUUUUUGUCCCCUUCACCAAAUAUAGCGCUACUUAGAAUGAAAAUAUUCCUAGUUAUGACUGGCCAUAUUAGAAUGAUACCAUAUGCAGACUUAAAAAAAAAAUAUCUGAGUGGCUAUCAGGCAUCACAAUUGCCAUGCCAACUUCACUGGAGAAGUAAGUGAUUUCUGAUCUUCUGAUUAGAUUGAUUUGUGACUUGACCUUGGAUAAAAUUCUGACAUUGGCAGGAGCAAGGUUUUUCUUCAAUAAGUUGACUAAAUUGCUUUAGAAGGGGGAAUUUGCUUGAAAGAUUCUGAGCUUGGGCCCCACUGGAGGUUAAAGAAGAAGCUGUUAACACAGCAGACAGAUGAAAGAGAAAGCAAUAAUAAUGAUUAGCUUCAUUAUUGCUCUGCUCUUUGAUUGAGGGCAUCAGUCAAACUUGGUUAGUAAAAGGUGAUGGCUGAAUUGCAUUUUCAUAGCAACUGCAGCAGUAAUUUGGUGGUGUGUAUAGUAAUGUGCCUCCUGUGGCUUAUUCUCCUUUCAAGUAAGCAAGCUGCGGUCUUUGUUGAGGAGAAAAAUGCUUUUCUAUUUUCAGCCACCCAAGGUGCACAAAAUUCAGCACUCGGCUAAAAGUUACCACCUGGUGAAGUUCAUAGGAUCUGUCUGCCAGAAUAGAAACAAAUUAGUCCUCUUCUUUCAAUUCCCUCUUGCCCAUGUCUACCAAAGCGGAGGCUGAAAUUAGCGCCACAGAGGAGAAGGAUACCCCUUGAUACAAUCAAUCGUAUUUUUCAAUAGUGAUGGAUGUAUCAGGAAUCUAUUCUUACCUUUAUUUUACUCUCAAAGACAAUAAAUCCUUAGAUUUUGGUAUCCUAAAGGGGGGAUAGAUUUAAAAAAAAUGCUUGAACCAAGUACCAAGUUACAAACAUAUCUUUUUUUUAUUUGGCUCAUUACUGUCCAACAGUACUAUUAAAUGAUGAAUGUUUCAGCAAGCCUCUCUAGGUCUCAUUAUGAUUGGGAAAACGUUCAGAAAGGUCAACAUGGAAACAACAACAGGUUUUGCAAUUAUUUUCCUGGCCAUUAUUAUUUAGCAGAGAGACAAACACAUUUAAAAACUUCAAUUUUUAAUGGAAACAAAACAACAGACAUUGCAAUUAUUUUUCUGACCAUUGUUGAGCAAGAUACAAACACAUUUAAAAAUUAAACUUUAAAUUGUGACUUUUUUCAAUGUACAUGUGAACGUAUGAAUUUCUGAACAUAUGCAAUAUAUACCGUGGAUCCAACUGGAUAAAAUGUGAUGAAAUUUUUCUACAUUAAAUAUGGAUUUUUGAAAAAAA